AUGGCUUCCACCGACAUCCUGUCGCAGACCCUCUCGUCUAUCACCGCGAUCAAGCUGGACCAGCUCCAAAAGCAGAAGGCGGCAUACGAAGGCAAGAAGCGCAGCCUGUGCGAGGACGUCGUCUCCGAAGUCGACACGGCCAAACGUGCCAAGAAGCUGCUAAAGGGCUGCGAGGAGCUCCGGCCGCUGGGCUUAAAGAAGAACCCGGCCUUCUCAAGCCUCGAAGAGUUCUUCGACCAAGCCGAGUAUGACCCCUCCGUCACCGAGCCCAUGUUGAAGGAGUACGAGGCCGAGAUCCACAGCCAUCUACGCGCCCAGACGAACAAGUACGACUUUGCCUCGCUCUAUGGCAAGCUUGUCGAGGAGUGGACUACCUCAUCGAACUCGAAUCCCGCAUCAACUGCCAAGGGGGCCUGCUUCGUUGUGGUUGGCCGCGAGCAAAUGCAUCAGCAGCGCGCCACUUGGGAGGAGUACGUCUUCAAAGCCAAGGAGACCGACGGCAAUGCCAUCAAGGCCUACUUGAACGAUGUGUUCUCGUCCAAGGAAGCCACGCGGGCGCUAAAGGCUCUCAGAGAUCGGUUAAAGAAGUUCCAGGAAGACUGGAAGUCGCAAGUCCACUUCGACCACACCAAACUCAAGAUCGUCAUCAAGGGCAUGCUCAGGAGUGACAUCCUGACCGAGGCGAAGCGGACUACUUUGCGGGAUUUCCUCGGAAACAAUGUCGUGUUGUCGGAGAUUGCCUCAGUCCUGAACAUGCGCAUGUCGACCAUCGCGAACUGGAAGUGGGACGCGCCCCUGAUCGUGGAGCAGCGCCGGAACCUCAACGGACGGUACCGGUUCCACACGGAUGAGGACCUGCUUGACACUAUGUUUGUCUACUACGUCGGCUUGCAGUGGGCAGCGAAGCUGCGCGAACUUCUGAUGGACUUCAUCAGGACAGACGGCGUUUGGAGCCCCGAUACAAAAUCCAUCUCCAAGUCCGAUGCCCGCCGGCGCCGUUUCUUCCUCAACGACAGCAUUACUCUUCGUGGAAAUUCGGUUCAAGCAGACCGCGAUGCUCACUUCGAUGGAAUUUUUCUCAAUCAGCUGCCUGAUUCCUUCGACGAAGUGAGGGACUCAUACGGGGGCCUCGGGUGCCAGAAGGGCGACACCAAAUCCAGCCAUGUGCAGGUGGUUCAGGAAUUGUUACAGCGCCUCCAGACCGAGAUUUUUAUGCAGACGAAGUUCGGAAGAGAGAUGACCGUCAUCCGGUCCGACUUCAAAUGGUUCGGCCCUUCGAUCCCGCACUCGACCAUCUUUGCCGUCCUCGAGUUCUUGGGCGUCGACGCUGAGUGGAAAGACUUCUUCAAGCGCGUGUUGGAGCCCGAGAUGAGGUUCGAGGCGGACCGGGCGGAUACCCCUACCCAAACGCGGAAGCGGGGCACGCUCAUCAGCACGCCUCUGACGGAUUUCCUGGGCGAGUCGAUCCUGUUCUGUCUGGACUACGCAGUCAACCAAAAGGCCGACGGUACGCGCUUGUACCGCUUACAUGACGACAUAUGGCUCUGGGGAAGCUCAGAGGCGUGCGCCAAGGCUUGGAGCGUCAUCACCCAAUUCACCGAUACCAUGGGGCUGGAGCUCAACUCAGAUAAGACGGGCUCCGUGCGAAUCAACAGGGGCAACAGCACGGCCGCGUCGACUGUCUCCUCGGGCGCCCUGCCAAAAGGUGACAUCAAAUGGGGUUUCCUGAAACUGGAUCCUGUCACAGGCCGGUUCUCGAUCAACCAGGAGGAGGUCGACAAGCACGCCGAGGAGCUGCGUCUUCAGCUGUCGGCCUGCCGCAGCGUGCUGGACUACAUCCAAGCAUGGAACUUGUAUGGGAACCGCUUCUUUGCCAACAACUUUGGCCGGCCCGCCAACUGCUACGGCCGCGCCCACAUCGACAGCAUGUUGUCCACGUUCCGCCGCAUUCAGGACAAGCUGUUUCCCGACCACCCCGGUGGUGUCGGUGAGCAUCUGAAGCGCACCAUCGCCUCGCGCUUCGGCAUCUCCCCGUCCGACAUACCCGACGGCUAUCUGUACUGGCCGGCGUCGAUGGGCGGGCUCGGGCUGCAGAGUCCCUUCAUCACGCUGCUCCUGUCUCGCCGAAACGUGGAAAAGGAACCGGAGAAGCUUCUGGACAAGUACCUGGAGGAAGAGGAGUACGCGUACGCGAGGGCCAAGGCCAUAUUCGAAGCGGCAAAGGAUAGCGCCUCCGAGUUGUCGUCGUCGUCGUCUUCUCAUGGUAGCAGCAGCAGUUUCUGGCUGGACGCGCGCGAGUUUGAGGAUCUGCGCAACGAGCCGUUCAUGUCGAUGGACGAGUUCUCACGGUACCGCGAGCGCACCGAGCCGAAGCUCGCCGAUGCGUACCGGAAGCUGAUGAUGACGCCCGACGCGACCUGCGUGGUCUCGAGCGGCAACGUCCGGGCGGCGCUGCCGGACGGCAAGUCGUGGAGCGAGCUGAGCGACUACGAGAAGUGGGUGGUGCAGCUGUACCACAAGGACAUGAUUGCUCGGUUCGACGGGGUGGAUGUCGUCGAUCAGGGGCUGUUGCCGAUGGGGUUGAUUACGAUGCUGAGGGAGAGCCGGUUCCGGUGGCAAGGGUAG
Parathielavia appendiculata is the source of this 2625-nucleotide messenger RNA. RefSeq lists its product as uncharacterized. The coding region runs from base 1 to 2625 and encodes 874 amino acids. The transcript has a single exon. The record is from RefSeq and is a predicted model, not a curated record. Lineage: Eukaryota; Fungi; Ascomycota; Sordariomycetes; Sordariales; Chaetomiaceae.